GGUCUUUUCAAUAUAUUCCUGUACUAAAAACGUUGCAGCAGGUUUUGAACUGUGAGACUAUCCUAAGCAGUGCAGUUAAUUUGAACGAGAAACUUCAAUCAGUGUUAAGUGAGAAGCAGGUUUACAGAUGUCUCUGGGAUGGUGCAAUUUUUAAAGAAAACACACUUUUCUCAAAUGAGUGUGCCGUUUCCUUAAUUCUCUAUAUAGAUGAUUUUGAGGUGUGCAACCCCCUUGGCACAUCGCGUAAAAAACAUAAAAUCUGUGCCAUAUAUUGGAUUUUAGGCAAUCUGCCACCUGGUUCUCAUUCUUCGUUGUCAUCAAUCUACUUGGCUGCAUUGAUUAAUAGUGAUGAUGUAAAGUUGUAUGGAUAUGACAUUGUUCUAGAACCUUUGAUUAGUGAUAUCCUUAUUUUGGAACAACAUGGAAUAUUUGUGCCCAAGUUAGGGAAAUGUGUAAAGGGAACAAUUCAAUGUGUUGUUGCUGACAACCUCGGUGCCCACGGUAUUGCUGGUUUUUUGGAGAGUUUUUCUGGUGCAUACAUUUGUAGGUUUUGUACAGCCACGAAAUUAGAAAUUCAAACAAGGGACGUAGGGAGUGAAGCAUUCUCUUUGAGGACAGAGGAGGGUCACGGAAGACAUCUUAAAACCCUUGAGGAAGAAUCAUUGGUCAAUUGUUUUGGUGUUAAGAGGAGGUGUGUUUUGUCGGAAAAACUUACUCAUUUUAAUGUCACUACUGGCUUUCCACCUGACAUUGUUCAUGAUUUAUUUGAAGGAAUUGUUCCAGUUGAAGUAGCUCUGUGUCUCUCUGUGCUCACCUCGAAGUACUUUACUUUGAACUUUUUGAAUGACUCUAUAAAAACUUUCCCCUUCAAGUGGACUGAUAAAGCAAAUUGCCCCCAUCCUGUGCCACUGACCUACAAAAUUAGGAGAACAGUUGGUGGCAAUUCUCACGAGAAUUGGAGUUUGAUCAGGUUUUUGCCACUCCUCCUCGGGCAGAAAGUGCCUGCUGAUGAACCUGCCUGGAAUCUCCUCACUGACUUAAAGGACAUUGUGGACCUUGUUGUCACACCGGUGCAUACUGAUGAAACAAUAGCUUAUUUGAAUUUCAAAAUCUCUGAGCAUAGAGUGCGGUUCAAGGAGGUUUUCCCAGACACCAACUUGCUUCCUAAGCAUCACUUCUUAGAACAUUAUCCACAGCUAAUUCGUCAGUUUGGCCCUUUAGUUUCUCUUUGGACUUUACGAUUCGAAGCGAAGCAUAGCUUUUUUAAGAGAGUUGUGCGGCACACUCGAUGCUUUAAAAAUGUGUUGUUGUCCUUGGCACAGAGACACCAAUUAUCCAUGGCACACCAUAUUUACACCUGUGGCUUUCCUAAACCUCUCCUGGAAGUGAAAAAGUUCUCAACUGUUAGCAUUGAUGUCCUGAAAGAUGAUAUUGCACGGGCUGUGAAACACAAGAACCCAAACGUGAAGGAAGUGUCUUUGGCCGAGAACGUCACCUAUAAUGGAUUUAACUACAGACUUGGAAUGAUCCUUGCUCAUGGUUCACUUGAAGGAAUGCCUGCAUUUAUUGAAAUCAUCCAGAUGGUGGUUCUCCAAAAGGAGUUGGUCUUCAUUGUUAGGAAACUAAGUGCUUGGUACCUGGAACACUUUAGAGCCUAUCAACUUGAAAUCUCGCCUACAAAGGAGAUAGAAGUUCUGGAGCCAUCUCAACUGACUGAUCCUUACCCUUUGGCAGACUACACAGUUGGGACAAUGAGGCUUAUCACCCUGAAGCGAUAUAUUCACGUUUAAGGUUUGCAAGAGUCAAUAUCUCUUAUAUGUUUUUUCCUGUUGUGCAGCUAGUAGCAGGGGAGCUCGAUCGUGGCUGGACAUAUUUUUUUCAGGACUUUUCCUAUGGUAGCACUCAGGAACCUAGAGCUUUAUUUGGAAAAUGACCGGAAUUCUCCCUUAAAUGAGAAAAUGUUAGUUGAAAUGAAAGCCUAAUGUCCUAAUUUUAAGUGUCAAUAAUUUAGUUAUACCUAUUUCUUUGUUUGUUUAUAUUGUUUAAUUUGUCAAUCUGGUAUGGGGUUAAUGGGUACCUAAGGUGUCUCUCCCUCUCUUUCCCUCCCACUCACAGGAUCUCUAGACAUGGCGAGUGUCACACGGCUCCUGGUGAUUUUAGAAGAGGACAGUUGCAUCAAGCUGGAGCUUCCGAAUGGCAUCCCUGGCUCCGUUGACGAAGUCAUCGAAGAAAUAAAGAAUAUUUCUGGUCUAACUAAUGAAAUACGGCUUCAGUACUACGAUGCUGACUUCAGCAGUUGGGUUAACUUGACUAAAACUUCAGACCUGAAGGAUCUUGCCACUUUGAAGGUUGUUCAACCCCCCCCUGUGACAUUAGUCUUUGAGCCAGUUGACCUCUCUGUGAAUGAGGCCAAUGUUCACAGCCAAGAUGAUGCAAGUAUCUCUUCAUCUGCAUGCUCAGAUGAUACAUUACCUGUAAGCGACGCUUCCUCGGACACCUUCAGAAAGGAGCAGUGGCCCAAGGUGUUCAUCAUCCCUACUUUCUCACUUUCCACAGAAUCUCAACUUAAGGCUGGAAAUGCAGAGUAUCAGAGCAACCAGGUUAGACUGACUCCCAGCUCUAAAAUGAUUUCCGACAUACUUGAAAGACUCGCUGACAAAGUCUAUUCGUACAGAUCCUAUCCUAGUGAUGCAGACUUGAGUGAAGUGGCACAGGCGCUCACACAGACACACCCCUGUCUGAAAGAACCAGGGUCCUUCAACCACAGUUACGGAUGGAAACAGAGGCUCAAGACGAAGAUGUAUAACUAUCGCACAUACCUAAAAUCACACAGUUCAUCAUCUGACGAGCUGACUGUGAAUUCUGUCAAAAGAAAAUCCCCCACCGACGCCCACCCAGCAAAGAACAUAAAAAAACCCAGGAGAGCCGAGUCUAACCAUUACCCAUCUCUACCUCAUGGCGAGACCCCUGAGUCCAUGGAACAAGAGAGAAUAGCCCUUUUGACUGAAGUAAAGAAAAGGAACAAUGGCAAAACAAUAAGAGCGAAGAUGGCUCAGACGUUCGCAUUUCGGAGGCAAGAAAUUGUCAACAAGAAAGCAUCUUUGGAGGAUAUUAUUGAGAGAUGGCCAGCACUCUUCGAAGUCCAAGAGAUAAAUGCAGAGUUCCACAGAGUAACCACAAUACCCCUUGAAGCAAGGUUCAUGGAGAAACUUGACGAGAAGUGCAUCGAACUGAUUCAGGUUGUCAGAAAGAAGGGUGGAGCAACUCGGGAGAAGACAAAGCUCCUGCCAGUUGUAGAAAAGGAUACUGAUAUCGGUACAAGGAGGGAGAUCGCUCUCAAAUGUCUCAUCAUCAACAUGAGAGAAUCAAUGGAUGAUCUGGUCCAAGAAUUCCUGGUGUCGGAGAAGGAAGAGGCUGAACACAUUCUUCAGGGGGCAACCAUGGCAAUCUACAUCAUCAGAGAUGCACAAGCUGCACCCAAAGACAUUGGCAUUAUACUUGAGGGACAAGAGGUUGUGAACGAGUUGCCGUCUGUCGCAAAUGCUGUCGCCAUUCUCAUGGGACUCCUUUAUGUUCUCAAUAUGGAAUAUCCAAAGACAUUGAAACAGACAUUUGAAUAUAUCCAGAAAGUCCUCAUGGAGCUGGACCCGAAAGGCAUGACCACCAAGGUCAAGAAGCUCUACGACCAGCUAUACAGUACAGCUUAGUUGCAUCGUAACAGUAGCAAGUAAAGUAGCAUUAGUCAGUAGUAGUGUUUGCUUUUGCAGCUGACUAGCUGGCAUACAUAUGUGGUGUGACUAAUUUGAGAGCUGACUGACUGACUAGAGACUUGACUGACUGACUGACUUGAGACUUGACUGACUGACUUGAGACUUGACUGACUGACUUACUUGCGCCUUGACUGACUGACUGACUUGAGACUUGACUGACUAACUUGAGACUUGACUGACUGACUAACUUGAGACUUGACUGACUGACUGACAUGAGACUUGACUGACUGACUUGAGACUUGACUGACGGAUUUUACAUUUCAGCCAGGUUUGGCAUCUCACUGUUAAUGUCUUGGGAUUGUACACUGUUUGGUUAUAUCAGGAGGAUUUUACAGUUCAGCCAGGUUUGGCAUCUCACCGUUAAUGUCUUGGGAUUGUACACUGUUUGGUUAUAUCAGGAGGAUUUUACAGUUCAGCCAGGUUUGGCAACCCACCGUUGAUGUCUUGCAAUUGUACACUGUUUGGUUAAAUCAGGACGACUUUACAUUUCAGCCAGAUUUGGCAUCCCAACGUUAGUAACUUGGAACACUGUUAAUUUAAAUCAGGGUUUUGACUGUUUUUGAAUUCCAUUUCUCAAGUGUUAAAUUACAACCAUGCAGAUACCCUGUAAAAUGUCAUGUUUUAUCAUUUUAUAAGUUAGUUAAUUGAUAUCAAUGUGUCAUGAGAAUUAUUGAUAUAUAUAUUUUUUAUUAAACAAAUAAUUUCUAUUUAGUUUUAUAUUUUAAAUGAUAAAUAUUUGUUUGAUAAAAUAUAUAUCUUUUUGAUUGGAUAAAGCAAAUAAUUUCUAUUUAGUUGUGUUUCUGAAAUAAUAAAUACUUGUUUGAUAAAAUUAUAUCUCUUUGAUUGGAUAAAACAAAUAAUUUCUAUUUAGUUGUAUUUCUGAAAUAAUAAAUAUUUGUUUGAUAAAAUAUAUAUCUUUGAUUGGAUAAAACAAAUAAUUUCUAUUUAGUUGUAUUUAUUAAAUGAUAAACAAUUGUUUGAUAAAAUCUAUAUAUUUUUGUUAGAUAAAACAUUACAUUUAAAUUAAUUGGCUUCCUUUUAACAAGAAAAUAUGAUUUUGGCCAAGUCUUAAAAUAUAGUUUCCAUGGACAUAGAAAAUACAGUUUGAGACAAGUUUUAUUUUUUCAUUGGCUCAACUUAUACAAUAUAGAUGUGAACUGUUACCCUAAAAAAUUUUAAUUAGUUGAACUAAAAACUUUUU
This is a messenger RNA of Gadus macrocephalus (Pacific cod), 4971 nucleotides long. RefSeq lists its product as uncharacterized. The transcript is spliced from 4 exons. NCBI's taxonomy places the organism in Eukaryota, Metazoa, Chordata, Actinopteri, Gadiformes, Gadidae. The coding region runs from base 2127 to 3707 and encodes 526 amino acids. The record is from RefSeq and is a predicted model, not a curated record.